AUGUCUUACGGACGCGGUGACUACGGCAACGGCGGCGGCUACGGUGGUGGCUACGGUGGCGGCGGCUACGGCGGUGGCGGCGGUGGCUACGGCGGUGGCGGCUACGGCGGCGGCGGCUACAGCAACGGCGGCGGCUACGGCGGCGGCUACGGCGGCGGCUACGGCGGCGGCGGCUACGGCGGCGGUCGUGGCGGCGGCUUCGGCGGCGGCGGCGGUCGCGGUGGCGACAACCUCGGCGCCAACCUGCAAAAGGUCAGCUGGGACCAGACCGAGCUCACGCCCUUUGAAAAGAGCUUUUACGUCGAGGACCCGCGCGUUUCGGAGCGUUCUGACCGCGAGGUCGAGGAGUUCCGUCGCUCGAAGGAGAUGACGCUGCAGGGCAACAACAUCCCCAAGCCCGUGGAGACGUUCGAAGAGGCUGGAUACCCCGACUACAUUCUGUCCGAGAUCAACAAGCUCGGCUUUUCUGCUCCCUCGUCGAUUCAGUCGCAGGCGUGGCCGAUCGCGCUGAGCGGUCGCGACCUCGUCGCGAUUGCCGAGACUGGUUCGGGUAAGACGAUCGGUUUCGCGCUGCCCAGCUUUGUGCACAUCAAGGCGCAGCCUCCGCUGAAGUACGGCGACGGCCCCAUUGCGCUGAUCCUCGCGCCGACGCGUGAGCUCGCCGUGCAGAUCCAGACGGAGUGCAACCGUUUCGCUGGUGCGAGCCGUGUGCGUACGGCCGCUGUGUACGGUGGUGUGCCCAAGGGCCCCCAGAUCCGCGACAUCCAGCGUGGUGCCGAGAUUGUGAUUGCGACGCCGGGUCGUCUGAUCGACAUGCUCGAGAUGGGCAAGACGAACCUGAGCCGCGUCACCUACCUCGUGAUGGAUGAGGCUGACCGCAUGCUCGAUAUGGGUUUCGAGCCGCAGAUCCGCAAGAUUAUCGAGCAGGUGCGGCCGGACCGCCAGACGCUCAUGUUCUCGGCUACGUGGCCGAAGGAGGUGCAGCGUCUUGCUCGCGACUUUUUGAAUGAGUACAUUCAGGUCAACAUUGGUUCGACGGAGCUUGCCGCGAACCACAACGUGAAGCAGGUCAUCGAGGUGUGCACCGACUUCGAGAAGCGUGGCCGCCUCGUCAAGUACCUCGACCAGAUCAGCCAGGAGAACGGCAAGGUGAUCAUCUUUACGGGAACGAAGCGCAUUGCGGAUGAGCUUACCAAGUUCCUCCGCCAGGACGGUUGGCCUUCGCUGGCAAUCCACGGUGACAAGGAGCAGCGUGAGCGUGACUGGGUUCUGAGCGAGUUCAAGUCGGGCCGCAGCCCGAUUAUGGUGGCGACGGCCGUUGCCUCGCGUGGUUUGGAUGUCAAGGACAUUAGCUACGUGAUCAACUUCGACUUCCCGACCAACACGGAGGACUACAUCCACCAGAUUGGUCGUACGGGUCGUGCGGGCAGCAAGGGUACUGCCAUCACCUUCUUCACCACGGCGGACACCAAGAACGCCCGCGAGCUCGUCUCGAUUCUGCGCGAGGCCAAGCAGGACGUCCCGCCGGAGCUCGACGAGAUGGUCGUGUACCGCGGCGGUGGUCGUGGCGGCCGCGGCCGCGGCCGCGGUGGCUUCCGUGGCCGCUACGGCGGCGGCGGCGGCGGCCGUGGCCCCGCCAGCUCGGGCGCCAACAACAUCAGCGUCGGCUCGCGCUGGUAA
This is a messenger RNA of Malassezia japonica, 1680 nucleotides long. It is a transcript of the gene DBP2, whose product is annotated as RNA helicase. NCBI's taxonomy places the organism in Eukaryota, Fungi, Basidiomycota, Malasseziomycetes, Malasseziales, Malasseziaceae. Gene Ontology annotation, biological process: rRNA processing. The record is from RefSeq and is a predicted model, not a curated record. Bases 1 to 1680 code for a protein of 559 amino acids. The transcript is spliced from 2 exons. Gene Ontology annotation, molecular function: RNA helicase activity; ATP binding; RNA binding. Gene Ontology annotation, cellular component: ribonucleoprotein complex; cytoplasm; nucleus.